GGAUGUCAGAAACGUCAAAAUAGUUGACUUCAAAACGAAUAUAUUUCGUAAUUCUCGUCAUUCUCGUUUUACAAUAAAACGAAAAUAUACAUUCUUGAAGUGGUUUUAUAAAACAAAGUGCAAUGUCCAGUGUGUUCGCCGUGCACGUAUACCUAAACACCUUUAUUACCCGAUGAGGUCAUAAAAUAAUAUUCGUACUGCAGUUUAGUGCAUUUAAAUACCCCAGUACAUCGAUUUUCAACUAUAUUCGAGCGAUUUUCGAUUAAAAUGACGUCGUCUAAGCCUUGGGACGCAUCUCUAUAUCUACAAAACGCACAGUUUGGACGAAAUCCAAACCCACCCCUUCCUAUAGGGAGAUCAGCCCCAGUUUUGCCCCCCAGGCCUCUAAGUUCAGGAAUAAACUCCUAUAAUACUCCGUAUAGCACGCCUUAUUCUCUAAACAGUUACAACGCACCAUACAGUUCAUAUGGAGGCUUUGGAGCUCCUUACAGGCCUUCUUACAAUAGUUACGGAUCGUAUGGAGGUGGAUUUAAUAACUAUGGCCCCUUUGACUACUCCAGAGACGACCACGAAAGAAGAUUUAUACAAUACGCUGAAGAAAGUUCCCAAAGAACAUUUGCCAGUGUCGAAAGUGUAGUUCGGGCUUUUAACAGUUUUGCCAUGAUGCUAGACAAUACUUUCUUCGCCAUGACCAGCUCGUUCAGAGCUAUACUGGGUGUAGCAGAGAAUUUUGGCCGGUUAAGAACAAUGUUCGGUCAUAUCUGGUAUUCGGUUAACAUAUUCAGAUUUAUUAGUUGGUUGGUGAGGAAGUUUAGGCAGAUGUUAGGUCUGAAAGUAUCAAGAAGCCAGAAUUCUUUGGCCUGGAACGAAGCAGCGAAAGGUAUAGCCGGUUCAGCUUCAGGGGGCUCAGUCCCUGGAUCUAGCUGGCCUACGCUGGCGUUUUUGGGGGUUAUAGUGUCUGCGCCGUACAUUAUUAGUAGAUUUCUGCCAAAAUAUGAGGAUAAACUGAAUCCAGACAACUGGAAAUCGGCAGGAAUCAUGGCCAAGGCCUGUUUCGAUUUCGUGGCCACCUCACCAAACGAACUCACAAUUCACACAAACGACAACCUAAUGCUUGCCCCAGCCUACCUCCAGGAGGAAAUGAAUUUAAAAAACACUGGUUGGGCCUAUGCCAUCCACAACGGCAAAUCCGGCGUUAUACCUCUGAAUUACAUCGUUAUCAGCAAGAAAUCCCCAGCCAAUGACAAAAUUCCCGUUCCUAGUAGAGGUUUGAUGAAAGAGGAAGGUUCAAGUCCGGCUAAAACUCAUACCAAGAGAGUCAGUUUCGGAGAUAUACAGAUUUUCGAUACAGAAGACUGUUCUGUGAGGAACGAGAGGUUACCUCCCGCCGAAGACAGUGUGAGUGUGAGUAAAAAAGAGAAAAAUUUGGUCGACGAAUGUAAUAAGUGAGGUUAGUUUUAAUUUUUUUACGUAUUGGACGGAGGUAUACCGGGUGUUUUGGACACCCUGUAGAUCUCUGGUAUUAGGGUAAGGAAAUUUUAAGUAUAUUAAAAAAAAGGCUGUUAUAAUUACCAUUGGUUUGUCUCUAGAGUAAUAAAAAAAAGGUGGUCCCGACUUUGAGGCUAUUUAUUAAUUAUUACUAUACAGUCUGUCUCUGCAUCGAGUCGGGGAAGAUUUUUUGACAGACGACAUUCUCAAUGGACAGACUAUAUGUUUUUAUUGAGUAAAACGAUUGGGUGUAUUUAUGGAUGAGUUUUUUAUGAACAACUUAGUAGCUUUAGAAAAAAGAUAUGUGCCUUAUUUUUUUUUAAAAAUAUGGUUCCCAUUUUGAAUCUAGAAAUAUUUUUCUUUGAAAUAUAAUCGAUUCUCUCUAUCAUCCUGUAUAUAGAUAUAAAACGAUCUUGUAUUAAUUAGCAGUAAAUACCGUGCGAUCGAAAAAAAAACGGCGUCAAGUUAGCUUGGAAAUGACAUUUCCCAUAAAAUUUACAUAUAAAAUGACACCAAUCUUCAUUUCCAAGCUACCUCUGACGCGUUUUUUUCGAUCGUAUGGUACAAUCACCGUUUAAAAUUAUCUGCAUUUUUUUUCCUCUGAAGUUUUUUAAUAUACAGGGUGAACCAAAAGUUUCAUAUUAAAUAUGCAGGCAAUUUCAGACUUUAUAAUAAUAUUUUCGAAGGUAUACAGGGCAAUUCAAGUGUAUUUUUACGCCUAAGUUGCAGUUUUUUAAAUGGUAUAUGUAUGAAAAUAACAUUUUUAACUUCUAUAGGGUGGCUCAAAAUAGUGUGAGAGGAUCGGGAUGCUUUUUUUAAAUGGAACACCCUGUAUAUUAUUUUUUAUUAGUUGGAGAGUUAAAAAUGAAUGAAAAUUUU
This is a messenger RNA of Sitophilus oryzae (rice weevil), 2367 nucleotides long. RefSeq names its product peroxisomal membrane protein PEX13. Gene Ontology annotation, cellular component: peroxisomal importomer complex; peroxisome; peroxisomal membrane. Gene Ontology annotation, biological process: protein import into peroxisome matrix, docking. NCBI's taxonomy places the organism in Eukaryota, Metazoa, Arthropoda, Insecta, Coleoptera, Curculionidae. The coding region runs from base 268 to 1449 and encodes 393 amino acids. The record is from RefSeq and is a predicted model, not a curated record. The transcript has 3 exons. Gene Ontology annotation, molecular function: protein binding.